GCUAUGUUGAUUCUUUUGACAGGACUGUUGAAUUAUUGUUUGAAAUAUGGGUCCAUUUCCAAACAUUGUAGAAUAGAAAAUAACAACAAACUAUGUACAAUAAGGUACCAAGAAAAUUAAGGGUGGUAUAGUGGACAAUCAGGUAGUUAUAUUCACACAGCUAGUAAUAAAUCCAUUAGGAACUCACUGACAGUAAUGGAAAGCAAUGAUGCUGAACUGCAAAGAAAGAACUCAGUGUUAACUCAACAGUGGCUUGAAACACUGAAUAAUCUUCAAAAUCAGCAAAUCAAUCAAACCCAGAGUAGGUCCGCAUUUCCCAAUACAUAUGUAACUCAGCAGUCUUUAAUGAAUAGACAAAAACAUCUACUAUUAAGAGAUUCGUCUUUUCAAUCAGAUGAUAGCCAUUGCAGCAGUAUAGAAUCAGUCUUAGAACUUAGAAAGCCGGACCCAGAAGAAGUCCUGCUUGGAUUAGGUUUUGGGCCUCGAAGAAAUUCAAAUUACAUAGGAAGGAUACCGGCCAGAUUUUUACAACCAUCUAAGUUAAUUCCUCAUAUAGACAUUAACAAAUUCCUUGAGCGCUAUGGAGAGAACUAUGCAGAUUUACCCCAGUCAGCGCCUCCAUCUCCAGCCAAAUAUAGUCCAAAGUAAAAUUAGAGUUCAGAUUAUAUUAAAAAAAUUAAUCCAUUGCCAUCAUAUUGCUAUAAUCUCAACACAUUACGAAUUACCAUUGUAUUGGACAUAUCGAAUUAGUAUCUUCAACAUAUUAUACGUCCUGAACAAUUUUUUAUAGGGUUAUAGUAAAUUUGACCACUCCAGUGGGGGCUCAUAAAGGAGCACUCUGGAAACAUUUUGUCAAUCCACAAAUUUAAAAUUUGUACAUAAAAACCUGUUUCGCCUUGCUCCAAAAAUAUGCUUUCUUUAAUUUGGACUGCCUAGAAGAUAAAAUGGACUUUAUUACGCCAUCUUGAAUCUUCGAAAAGUUGAUGAACGUAGCUUGUAACUAAUUGUGUCGGUAAUUUAUUUUAGUUUAGCAGACAAGACAAUAACGAUAUCAAAACAGUUUAACAUUGUACCCUUUCAAAAAGUCAAUUUGUUUAUCAGCCAAGGUAAAAAAGUAUGGCAUGUCUUUGGCAAAUAUAUAAAUUAAAAUAGUGAUUUGUUAUUCCAAUUUUGAGGAAACUGUUAAUUUUAGGAAUGGUUGUUCCUAGAGAAAAAUAGAUACGAAGUGCUAAAAUUGUGAGCCGCCACUGGACCAAAACAUUCCACAAAUAUUGCUCAUAAUUGUUUAGUAUCUUAAGCUCAAGUCAUUCCUAGUUCCUAAACGAACAUUUAUACAAUGUAUGGAAUUUACUUGCCUAAAGCAUUUCGUGCAGUAUGGGACAACUGUGAAAAAAUCUAAUGCGAUGGUGCAAUCAAUGAAUCAAAAAUGUACGUUUUGAAAGUAUACAUGUAAUAUUAAUUAAUUAAUUAUCUGAGAUUUAUGAACAUAUAUGUAAAGGCGGUGUUGCUUCGUUGGUAAGAAAUGUGGGGCGUCUCUUUUUUUUUGGAAGGAAUUUUUUUUCGAAUUUCGUAUCGGAAAAAUACAUUUUUCCCAUCUUGCAAUACCAAUUACAACUUCAGACCAAUAAAAAUAGUUAGGAUUAUUAUUAACCGUCAACAUCGCCCUCGUCCGAAAUGUAAAUAUUCUUGUUAAUAAACUAGUGUUUAAAUUGGACCACUAGUUACAAAUGUCAAUUUCUUUGAACAUUAUACACUUAUAUAUAUUUCUAUGUAUGAAAUUAAUAAUUCAAAUUGUUGCAAUUGAGAUAUUAUAUUGAGAAUGUUUGUAGGUUGCUCAAUGUUAUAUAAUUUAUACGUAUUGUUUUUUCCUGGUAAAACGGUAUUUAUUACAUUUGAUAGCAGCUUGCAAUAUAAUUGUUAUGACUAAUUCUAGGGAUACUGAUAUAUCCAAAUAAAAACUAUAUUUACCGCUAAA
Molecule: messenger RNA, 1975 nt
Organism: Dendroctonus ponderosae (mountain pine beetle)
Lineage: Eukaryota; Metazoa; Arthropoda; Insecta; Coleoptera; Curculionidae
Gene: olf186-M
Product: protein ITPRID2
Exons: 5
Coding region: 196-648 (150 amino acids)
Molecular function (GO): signaling receptor binding
Source: RefSeq, a predicted model, not a curated record